AUGGAAAGCAGCCUGAAGAACGUUCUGGUGCUUUCCUUUGGAUUUCUACUGCUUUUUAUUGCCUACGGAGGUCUGCAGAGUCUGCAGAGCAGCCUGUACAGCGAGGAGGGCCUGGGGGUGGCGGCGCUCAGCACACUCUAUGGCGGGAUGCUGCUGUCCUCCAUGUUCCUGCCACCCAUCCUCAUUAAGAAGCUCGGCUGCAAGUGGACCAUCGUCAUCGCCAUGUGCUGCUACGUGACCUUCACCCUGGGCAACUUCUACGCCAGCUGGUACACGCUGAUCCCCACUUCCAUCCUGCUGGGACUCGGAGCGGCCCCGCUGUGGUCCGCGCAGGGCACCUACCUCACCACCAUGGGAAGCACGCACGCAGAGAAGACAGGAAAGCUUGGCAAAGACGUGGUCAGCCAGUAUUUUGGCAUCUUCUUCCUCUUAUACCAGACAGCUGGUGUGUUUGGCAACCUGACCUCGUCUCUGGUGUUCGGCCAGACGCCCACUCAAGGGGCCAUCCCGGAGGAGCAGCUCCUGUCCUGCGGGGCCAGUGACUGCCUCAUGACCACGGCGUCCACCAACAGCACCAACCGUCCCUCCCAGGAGCUGAUCUACACCCUGCUGGGCAUCUACACAGGGAGCGGCUUCCUGGCGGUCCUGCUCAUCGCCGUGUUUCUGGAACCCAUAAAAGACGCUCAGCAGGAAAGUGAGGGAGAGAAGCAACCGUCACCGUUCUGGUCCACUUUGCUGUCGACGGCCAAGCUGUACAGAGACAAGCGCCUCUGCCUCCUGGUCCUGCUGCCGCUGUACAGCGGGUUCCAGCAAGCCUUCCUGGCCGGCGACUACACGCGGUCCUACAUCACCUGCGCCCUGGGGAUCCAGUUCGUGGGCUACGUGAUGAUCUGCUUCGCAGCCGUCAACGCACUGUGCUCCGUGCUGUAUGGGAAGCUGGCCCAGUACACAGGCAGGACUGCUCUCUUCGCGCUAGGUGCCGUGACCCACCUGUCUUGCAUCAUCGCCCUCCUGCUGUGGAAGCCUAACCCCCGCCAGUUGCCUUUGUUCUUCGUAUUUCCGGGCCUCUGGGGCGCGGCCGACGCCGUCUGGCAGACACAGAACAAUGCUCUUUUCGGGGUCCUGUUUGAGAAGAACAAGGAGGCCGCCUUUGCCAGUUACCGCCUGUGGGAAGCCCUGGGCUUCGUCAUCGCGUUCGGAUACAGCAUGUUCCUGUGUGUCAGCGUCAAACUCUACGUCCUCCUGGGCGUCCUGAGUCUGGCCAUGGCGGCAUAUGGAACUGUCGAGUAUCUGGGGUCCAAGAAGGUGGCCAGGCUGCACACCGAAGAGCAGACAAAACCAGCUGAGGAAGGAGAGGCCUGA
Molecule: messenger RNA, 1362 nt
Organism: Globicephala melas (long-finned pilot whale)
Lineage: Eukaryota; Metazoa; Chordata; Mammalia; Artiodactyla; Delphinidae
Gene: UNC93A
Product: unc-93 homolog A
Source: RefSeq, a predicted model, not a curated record